CCAAAGAGAAAACAGGCAAGUAUUGCACUAUGGACUGAUCUUAGCAUUUCUGCCAUUGAUCGCCUGAAUGAAUCGUCAAGUUCUGAUCACGUGAAACAAGUUUUGGCAGACAUCUUUAUGCUGGAUGACCACAGAACAGAUUCCAGAUCAGCUAUUGUCAUGGAUUUAUUCUUCUACACACUACAGUUUGCCAAACGAGAACAAUUCUCCCGAGACAAAACAUCGGCUUUCUUCUCUAUCAUCAAACGGAUAUUUGAAAUGUGUAUAGAAACUCCUUUUGAUAACAAGGAUUUAACACAUGAUUACUUCAAGGACCUUCUUAUUUGCCAUUCUGUUCAACGGCCACCUUACAGUUUAGCCCUCUUCUCGGCCACUAAUGUGAUGAGAAUAUCCCAGCAUGCAUUGAACACAUUCUUCAGGCAUUUCGACAUGUACAAGUACACCUUCACUCCAGAGGUGUCUCUGGACCUAGCUUUGAAAUAUUCUGAAAUGCCGCCUACGCCGCCCCCAGAAGCAG
This is a messenger RNA of Candidula unifasciata, 517 nucleotides long. NCBI's taxonomy places the organism in Eukaryota, Metazoa, Mollusca, Gastropoda, Stylommatophora, Geomitridae. The record is from the annotation of a GenBank genome assembly.